AUGAAUCACCCCUACGGUGCCGGCCCUUCCCGUGAAGCUUAUCCCUUUGCGCCGACCUCCGGCCCCCCCGCCGCCACCGCCGCUCAAGGGGUAAAUCCGUAUGUGCAUCGCGGUGCCCAUGAAGCCAAUCCUUACGUGCAGACGGCCCCCGCCUCCCACUCCUCGGCGACGGGUGAGUGCUGUAGCCCCGCUCGCUCUUUCUCUACCUGUGUAUUACUGCCUCCCCCUUUCUCAGCGUGGCGGCCUACCCCCCCCAGCAGCUUCCAUGGAGACGGUUGUGAAGGUGCUGGGUCGAUGCGGGAAGAAGCUGGAGAAGGGCGCCAAGAAUGCUGGGACAGCCGCCGAUCACCUCUGGCAGCACCGUACUCCCUCUCUCUCUCUCUCUCUCUCUCCUACUAUCUCUCCCUCCAUUUCUGCCUCUCUGAAAAGCCGCAGUUCUUUGACACAGUUAGGACGGCCCCGAACCUCACGGAUGCGGCGAUGAGCAGCCUCGCGACGGGGACGAAGGUAUUUGCCGAAGGGGGGCGCGACAAGCUCUUCGAGCAGACAUUUGGUAUCCUCCCGGGGGAGAAGCUCCGGAAGGCGUACGCCUGCUACCUGUCAACGCCCUCCGGCCCCGCCAUUGGGACUCUCUAUCUGUCGACGAGAAGGCUGGCCUUCUGCAGCGAUCAUGGCCCCUCCGCCGCUCGGGGGCAGCCGCCAUCAGCCCACCACAAGGUAUGCAGUGGCUCCGAGCUCCCCGUUUGUGAGAACGUCAGAGGGAGGUGCUCAUCCAUCAUCCGUUGCGCAGGUUGUCCUGGAGCUCAGCCAGGUGCUGGCGGUGGUGCCCUCUCCGAACAGGAUGAACCCCUCGGACAAGUACAUCCAGGUUCUCACCACGGCGGGCCACGAGCUCUGGUUCAUGGGGUUCGUCUCCUACGACAAGGCGGUCAAGAACCUGACGGAGGCUCUGCAGAAGUGUCCGCCUGCUACUGCCUGGUAA
Spirodela intermedia is the source of this 982-nucleotide messenger RNA. Lineage: Eukaryota; Viridiplantae; Streptophyta; Magnoliopsida; Alismatales; Araceae. The record is from the annotation of a GenBank genome assembly.